Messenger RNA from Kluyveromyces lactis, 654 nucleotides. RefSeq lists its product as uncharacterized. The transcript has a single exon. Bases 1 to 654 code for a protein of 217 amino acids. NCBI's taxonomy places the organism in Eukaryota, Fungi, Ascomycota, Saccharomycetes, Saccharomycetales, Saccharomycetaceae. The record is from RefSeq and is a predicted model, not a curated record.
AUGUCUGAGAAUACGACUUCUGCUAAGGGCACAGCACAGAGCAUUAUUGCUCAUAUGAAUAAAGAUCAUAAACUUGCAUUAGAGGAUUUUCUUUAUGUAUUUGGUAAUGUGCCAAUCACAGACCAAAUCAGUAGCGUUAGAUUGAAAGAAUUUGAAUUGGACCACAUGACCAUAUUAUUCCAACAUGCUGCCAUUGAUUUUGAUAUUGAGAAGGUGAUUCCUUUUGAUCCACCUUUAAGCAGUUUCAGAGAUUCCAGAGACAGAUUGGUGUCGAUGGCCAAGGAGGCUGCCGAGAAAAGAGGAGUGUCGCACGUUAUGAUCAACGAGAUGUCGUAUCCUCGAGACUUUGUCGAAUAUUUGAUAAUAAUUCUAGUGUUCCUACCAAUAGUUGUUUUUAUGAAGAGAAGCCUUCUACAAUACUUCCCAUUACCGCAGUAUAUCAUCGAUUUUAUCUCCAAGGACGCCGUCUUGAUAUCAAUCAUCAUCGGUGAAAUUAUCUGCCAUGCAGCAGAGACCUACUUCUUAUUGAGACCGAGACUCAACUACCAUCGUGUUCCAACAGAUUUCCUUGUGGAGUGGUAUUUCUUCGGUAUGUUAGAAGGAUACCCUAUAGUCAAACGAUUCGAUGAUCUUGCAUACCAAAGAACACAUUAA